UAGACUUUAGCAAUUGAUUAUAUUAUUCCAUUGGAUGCUGAACCGUGAAUGAAUUGUAUUCAAGUAAUUGCCAAGUGAGCAAAUUUCAGUGCUCAACCAUGGCUACCACCAACAUUUUACUUGUACACCUUCUCACAUUGGUUCUCUUGCUCGUUUUCUCAUCCUUGUGGACACCUCACGUUGCAGACUGGGUAUACGUGACAUCUGGCAAUCUGUCAUCAAUUGGUGACACUCUCAAACCUGGUGACACACUCAAUUCCACGAGUUACCUUGUAUCUCAAAAAGGGGCUUUCGCUUUGGGGUUCUUUAGGAGGAUUGACAUCAUUUCUAACGACAGCUAUGUUGGAAUAUCAGACAUGGCUGAUCCAAAGAGUCCUUUCAAUCUUUAUGUAUGGUUUGGCAAUCGUGGUCAACCUUUCAUCAAAGACAAAACGGGUUCGCUUACCUUGGACAACAAUGGAACAUUGAAGAUUGUACGCCAAGGUGAGAGUCCUAUAAUCUUAUACUCCUCUGGCACUAAUAACACUGUUGCUACUCUGUAUGAUAAUGGCAAUUUUGUGUUGAAAGAAGUCAACUUUGAUGGGUCUACCAAAAGGGUGUUAUGGCAAAGUUUUGAUUAUCUUAUGGACACCCUUUUGCCUGAAAUGAAGCUAGGGAUUAAUCACAAAACUGGCCAAACUUGGGCACUCACAUCAUGGUUAACUACAGAUAUUCCAGAUUAUGGAGCUUUCAGUCUUGAAUGGGACCCCAAGGGACUUGAAUUGGUCAUUAAGCAAAGAGGGGUGGUUCAUUGGAAAAGUGGGAUCUUGAGAAACAACCAAUUUGAGAACAUUUCACCAGAUAUAACAUCUAUGUAUGAUUUCAAAGUUGUUUCAAACGAGGAUGAAGAAUACUUCUCUUUCAGUAACAAAAAUCAGAGUGUGUUGAUGUCUGAAUGGAUUAUCACUUUUUUGGGGCAAUUUAAGGAUUUGAGAGGACCUGAUAUUGGCAGAGCUGAUAAUUGUUAUAGCUAUGAUACUAGUGGAGGAUGUCAAGGUUGGGAGCAGCCAGUGUGUAGGGAACGUGGUGACAAAUUUGAUGUUGCAGCUGGGUACUAUGUAACCGGAGAUAGUUUGUCGGGCAAUAAUUAUAGUCUCGGCAUAAGUGACUGUAAAGCUAUUUGCUGGAGCAACUGUAGCUGUGUGGCUUUCACUUAUCAGUUUGCUAAUGAAACUGGAUGCCGAUUUUGGACAGGAGAGACGGCGGUCCAAUCCGACCACGCUAGUGAUUUCGUAUCUAUUUACCUUCUAUCAUCAAGUCCUCACAAAGGAGCAAAGAAGUGGAUAUGGAUUGGCACUGUUAUCGUCGCUGCUUUGCUUGUAAUAUUUUUCAGCAUAUUGUGUUAUAUACAGAGAAGGAGAAAAGUUGUGCCCAGAGGGAAUAAUGUAACAAAAGAUGAAAAUGAUUUACUUGAUUUAGUGAGUUUGGAUCAAUCUCCUAUUGUCAAUCAGAUUCCAAAUGAUGGGAAGAAGGGGCAUGAUUUAAGUGUAUUUAAUUAUGCAUAUGUCAUGACAGCCACAAACAACUUCGCACCGCAAAACAAACUUGGAGAAGGGGGCUUUGGAGAAGUUUAUAUGGGAGAAUUGUUGACGGGGCAAAAAAUAGCCAUAAAGAGACUAUCGAGAAAUUCAGGACAAGGAAUACUUGAGUUUAAGAAUGAGUUAAUACUCAUAUCUAAACUUCAACACAUGAAUCUUGUUAAGCUUUUGGGUUUUUGCCUACAUGGAGAAGAGAGGAUGUUAAUCUACGAAUACAUGCCGAACAAAAGCUUGGACUCAUUUUUAUUUGAUGCAAAUAAGAGCAAGCUACUAGAUUGGCAAAAACGUUUUGGUAUAAUUGAAGGAGUUGCUCAAGGAUUGCUUUACCUCCAUAAAUACUCAAGAUUGAGAGUAAUUCAUAGAGACUUGAAAGCGAGUAAUAUACUCCUUGAUGAAAAUAUGAACCCCAAAAUCUCUGAUUUUGGUAUGGCAAGAAUCUUUCAACAAAAUGAAUUGGAAGCGAAUACUAAAAGGGUUGUCGGGACAUAUGGAUACAUGUCUCCUGAGUAUGCCAUGGAGGGAGUUUUCUCUAUAAAAUCUGAUGUUUACAGUUUUGGAGUUCUUAUGCUUGAGAUCUUGAGUGGAAGGAAGAACAACAGUUUUUUCAAGACAGAGCACUUGUUCAAUCUAGUGGGAUAUGCAUGGGAGUUAUGGAAUGAAGGUACUGCCCUGGACCUAAUGGACCCAGCACUUGAUGAUUCAUAUAUGGAUCAGAUGCUUCGUUGCGUUCAUGUUGGUCUCCUAUGCGUUGAAGAUAGUGCAAUUGAUCGGCCAGCAAUGUCAGAUGUCUUAGCUAUGUUGACAAAUGACAAUUUGUCAUUGCCGUCACCUAAGAAACCUGCAUUUUCUCUUGCAAGACAAGCAAUUGAGGCACAUAUAUAUGACAAAGAAUCAGAAUGUAAUUCGAUAAAUUGGGCGUCAAUUUCUAAUAUGGUUCCAAGAUAGAGGCAUGUUUUUAGUAUCACUUCAUACGCUUGAGUAUGUUAAUGUUGGUUUAACGUGGUUAACCAACAAAUACUUCCCAAGAA
Molecule: messenger RNA, 2605 nt
Organism: Quercus lobata
Lineage: Eukaryota; Viridiplantae; Streptophyta; Magnoliopsida; Fagales; Fagaceae
Product: G-type lectin S-receptor-like serine/threonine-protein kinase At1g67520
Exons: 7
Coding region: 99-2522 (807 amino acids)
Biological process (GO): protein phosphorylation
Cellular component (GO): plasma membrane
Molecular function (GO): ATP binding; protein serine/threonine kinase activity
Source: RefSeq, a predicted model, not a curated record